This is a messenger RNA of Austrofundulus limnaeus, 1052 nucleotides long. It is a transcript of the gene mrto4, whose product is annotated as MRT4 homolog, ribosome maturation factor. The transcript has 8 exons. Gene Ontology annotation, molecular function: RNA binding. Gene Ontology annotation, biological process: rRNA processing; nuclear-transcribed mRNA catabolic process; ribosomal large subunit biogenesis. NCBI's taxonomy places the organism in Eukaryota, Metazoa, Chordata, Actinopteri, Cyprinodontiformes, Rivulidae. The record is from RefSeq and is a predicted model, not a curated record. Gene Ontology annotation, cellular component: nucleolus; preribosome, large subunit precursor. The coding region runs from base 53 to 772 and encodes 239 amino acids.
GAAACAUUUGGGGUCUUUUUUUGCUUCACGUGUGUGCCUGCUGCUAAGAACCAUGCCGAAGUCGAAGAGAGACAAGAAAAUUUCCUUGACUAAAACUGCCAAGAAAGGACUGGAAUUAAAACAGAAGUUAAUCGAAGAGUUACGGAAAUGUGUGGACACAUACAGAAACCUGUUUAUAUUUUCYGUGGAUAAUAUGAGAAAUAAUAAGCUUAAGGACAUCAGGACAGCAUGGAAACACAGCAGGUUCUUCUUUGGCAAAAACAAAGUCAUGAUUGUUGCUUUGGGGAAAGGUCAAACAGAUGAAUACAAAGAUAAUUUGCACAAGGUCAGCAAGUAUCUGCGUGGAGAAGUGGGAGUGCUUUUCACUAAUAARACAAAAGAUGAAGUACAAGAAUUUUUCARUCAAUUCAAAGAGAUGGACUAUGCUCGCGCAGGCAACAAAGCACAGAUGGACAUAACGCUGGAAGAGGGUCCUCUUGAACAGUUUCCUCACUCAAUGGAACCUCAGCUGAGGCAGCUGGGACUUCCCACUGCUCUAAAGAAAGGAGUGGUAACACUGCUGAAAGACUAUGACGUCUGUAAAGAAGGAGAUGUGCUCAGUCCUGAACAGGCUCGCAUUCUGAAACUCUUCGCCAUUGAGAUGGCAGAAUUCAAAGUGCAGAUAAAAUGUGUGUGGAACUCGGAAACAGGCGAGUUUGAGAACGUGGCUGGCGAGGAGGAACCUGCGCAGGAUAACGAAGAUGAAGAGGACGAUGACGACGAUGUGGAAUAAGACUUCUGCCAGCUUUUAACAGAUGGACUUUUAUUUUGAAACGUGUGGCCAUUUUUUWWAAUCUUCCAAAACAAACACRACUCUUGAAAUUCAUCCUUGGACUGAGUCAAAGGCCUUGUAUGCAUCCCCCAUGUUAAUGUGUUGGAGAAUGAAACAUUUUCUAUGAAACUGGUGUUUAAUUAAACCCCAUCAUUCACAUCUAAACUGCACACUUCUGAAAUAAUGAAAUCAUUGUGAUCAGUUUUAUUUAUAAAAGGCACAUUUAUUUACAUUUAUACAA